GUUCAACCUUAAAGUGCAGUUGCAGAUUCUGGCAAGUUUCAUGCUCACUGGAGUUUCUGGAGGUGCAAAGUACGCUCAGAAUGGACAACUUUUUGGUCGCUUUAAGCUUACUGAAACACUUUCUGAAGAUACUUUGGCUGGACGGCUGGUGAUGACCAAAGUCAAUGCUGUUUAUUUAUUACCAGUCCCUAAAGAGAAGUUAGUACAGACCCAGGGAACCAAAGAGAAGGUUUAUGAAGCUACUAUUGAAGAAAAAACAAAAGAAUAUAUAUUUUUAAGGAUAUCCAGGGAAUGCUGUGAAGAACUUAAUCUUCGGCCUGAUUAUGACACACAGGUUGAACUUCAGUUUCAAUUAAAUCGAUUACCCCUCUGUGAAAUGCAUUAUGCGCUAGACAGGAUCAAGGACAACGGGGUUUUGUUUCCAGACACCACUAUGACUCCAACCAUACCUUGGAGUCCCAACAGACAGUGGGAUGAGCAGUUGGAUCCUCGGCUAAAUGCAAAACAGAAAGAGGCUGUUCUGGCCAUUACAACUCCACUUUCAAUACAGCUGCCUCCUGUUCUCAUCAUUGGACCCUAUGGGACAGGCAAAACGUUCACUCUAGCUCAGGCCGUGAAGCACAUACUCCAGCAGCAGGAGACCAGCAGGAUCCUCAUUUGCACCCAUUCUAAUAGUGCUGCUGACCUCUACAUAAAGGAUUAUUUACAUCCAUAUGUAGAAGCAGGCAAUCCCCAGGCAAGACCUCUCAGGGUAUAUUUCAGAAAUCGCUGGGUAAAGACUGUCCACCCAGUUGUGCAUCAGUACUGUUUGAUCUCGAGCGCACAUUCCACCUUUCAGAUGCCACAGAAAGAAGAUAUUCUUAAACACCGAGUGGUUGUUGUUACAUUGAAUACCUCCCAGUACCUCUGUCAGUUGGACCUGGAACCUGGGUUUUUUACACACAUUUUAUUAGACGAAGCUGCCCAGGCCAUGGAGUGUGAAACCAUUAUGCCUCUAGCGUUAGCAACUAAAAACACUCGGAUUGUCUUGGCUGGUGACCACAUGCAGCUCAGUCCUUUUGUUUACAGCGAGUUUGCCAGGGAGAGAAACCUUCAUGUUUCAUUACUUGAUCGACUCUAUGAGCAUUACCCUGCCGAGUUUCCAUGUAGGAUCCUCCUAUGUGAGAACUACCGCUCCCAUGAAGCUAUCAUCAAUUACACCUCUGAGCUCUUCUAUGAGGGCAAACUGAUGGCCAGUGGAAAGCAACCAGCACACAAGGAUUUCUACCCACUAACUUUCUUUACAGCACGAGGGGAAGAUGUACAAGAAAAAAAUAGCACAGCUUUUUAUAAUAAUGCAGAGGUAUUCGAAGUGGUGGAACGUGUGGAAGAGUUGAGAAGGAAGUGGCCAGUCGCGUGGGGGAAGCUGGAUGAUGGCAGUAUUGGUGUGGUGACUCCAUAUGCCGAUCAAGUGUUUAGGAUACGUGCUGAACUUCGAAAAAAGAGAUUAUCUGAUGUUAAUGUAGAAAGGGUGCUAAAUGUUCAAGGAAAACAGUUCAGAGUUUUGUUUCUUAGCACAGUACGUACAAGGCAUACUUGUAAACAUAAACAGACACCGAUUAAAAAGAAAGAGCAGCUGCUGGAAGAUUCCACAGAGGAUUUAGAUUAUGGUUUUUUAUCUAACUACAAACUUCUCAAUACUGCCAUCACAAGAGCACAAUCCCUGGUUGCUGUGGUGGGUGAUCCCAUUGCUCUGUGCUCUAUUGGAAGAUGCAGGAAAUUUUGGGAACGGUUUAUUGCCCUGUGUCAUGAAAAUAAUAGCCUGCACGGAAUCACUUUUGAACAGAUCAAAGCUCAGCUAGAGGCUUUAGAACUCAAGAAGACGUAUGUGUUGAAUCCGCUGGCACCUGAAUUUAUCCCCCGGGCUCUGAGACUGCAGCAUUCAGGAAAUACCAACAAACUGCAGCAGUCACCCCCCAAGGGGAAAAGCCUCCAUCAUACCCAGAAUGAUCAUUUCCAGAAUGAUGGAACUGUUCAGCCCAAUCCUUCUGUACUUAUUGGCAAUCCUAUUAGAGCAUAUACUCCUCCACCACCUCUUGGACCUCACCCAAAUUUGGGGAAGUCUCCAAGCCCUGUUCAGAGAAUAGACCCUCACACUGGGACCAGUAUUCUUUACGUACCUGCUGUCUAUGGAGGGAAUGUAGUCAUGUCGGUGCCUUUACCUGUACCAUGGACAGGGUACCAGGGCAGAUUUGCAGUCGAUCCUCGGAUCCUUACACACCAGGCAGCGAUGGCCUACAAUAUGAACCUCUUACAGACACACGGGCGGGGGUCUCCCAUACCAUACGGCCUUGGGCACCACCCACCUGUCAGCAUAGGGCAGCCACAAAACCCGCAUCAGGAGAAGGAGCAGCAUGAGCCAAGUCGAAAUGGUAAAAGCGAUACAAAUAACCCUGGACCUGAAAUUAAUAAGAUUCGAACACCAGAGAAAAAGCCUACAGAAUCAAAACAGAUUGAUUUGGAAUCAAAUCCACAGAACAGAAGUCCUGAGUCGCGUCCUGGUGUUGUUUAUCCCAAUACCAAAUUUCAUCGCAAAGAUAAUCUCAACCCGAGACACAUAAAUCUUCCUCUCCCUUCUCCCCAUGCACAGUAUGCAAUCCCCAGUCGUCAUUUUCAUCCCCUUCCCCAGCUACCCAGACCACCGUUUCCAAUUCCACAACAGCACGCUGCCUUGCUAAAUCAGCAGCAGAGUAAUUUGCCUGAACAACCAAAUCAGAUGCCACCCCAACCAAAUCAGGUAGUCCCGCCACAGAAUCCGUUGAACCAGCUGACUCAGCAGCCACCUCCUCAACUUUCUCCUGCCUAUCAGGCAGGACCCAACAGCGCUUUCUUUAAUAGUGCAGUUUCUCACCGACCACAGUCCCCUCCUGCAGAGGCUGUGAUUCCUGAGCAGCAUCCCCCUCCCAUGCUGCAAGAAGGCCACAGUCCUCUGCGAGCCAUCGCACAGCCUGGCCCCCUCCUUCCUUCACAUCUGAAUAACUUCACUGAUGAGAACCCCCCAGGAUUGCCUAUAGGGGAGGCUUUAGAUCGUAUGCACGGGGGUGUAGCUCUAGAAACACUAAGGCAGCAGCAAGUGCGGUUACAGCAGUGGAACGAGCAUCACGCCUAUCUCAGUCAGGGCAGUAUUCCAUACCCACACCAUCACCACCCUCAUCCUCACCUCCAGCAUCUUCCUCAGCCGCCCAUCGGGUUACAUCAGCCGCCAGUGAGAACAGACUGGAAGCUCCCCAGCAGUGCCGAAGAGGAAGCGGAAACAACAGAAUCAAGGUUUCAAGACUUAAUCAGAGAACUAUCUAAUCGUGAUCAAAGUGAAACACGGGAACUAGCUGAAAUGCCACCACCUCAAUCAAGACUUUUGCAAUAUAGACAAAUUCAGACUAGGAGCCCACCAGCAGUCCCAUCUCCCCCAUCCAGCACAGACCACAGUAGCCACUUUUCUAACUUUAAUGACAACAGCAGAGACAUUGAAGUAGCCAACAGCCCAGCAUUUCCACAGCGCCUACCGCCCCAGAUAUUCAGCUCGCCUUUUUCGUUGCCAUCUGAACACCUUGCCCCUCCUCCCUUGAAAUACCUGGCACCUGAUGGAGCAUGGACUUUUGCUAACUUACAACAGAAUCACCUAAUGGGGCCGGGUUUUCCCUAUGGCCUACCUCCAUUGCCUCACAGGCCACCGCAGAACCCUUUUGUACAAAUACAGAAUCAUCAACAUGCUAUUGGUCAAGAGCCAUUUCACCCAUUGUCAUCUCGAACAGUAUCUUCUUCUUCGCUCCCUAGCUUAGAAGAGUAUGAACCCAGAGGACCUGGUCGGCCCUUGUACCAAAGAAGAAUCUCAUCUAGCUCAGUCCAGCCUUGUUCUGAAGAAGUAAGCACUCCUCAAGACAGUCUUGCUCAGUGUAAAGAGCUCCAGGACCAUAAUAACCAAUCUUCUUUCAACUUUUCGUCCCCGGAGUCCUGGGUAAACACCACCUCAUCUACCCCCUAUCAGAACAUUCCGUGUAAUGGAUCCAGCAGGACAGCUCAGCCCAGAGAGCUAAUAGUUCCACCCAAGACCGUCAAAGCCCCUGAGGAUCAGCUGAAGUCUGAGAACCUCGAGGUGUCCAGUUCCUUCAACUAUAAUGUGCUGCAGCAUCUCGGCCAGUUCCCCCCUCUCAUGCCCAACAAGCAGAUCGUGGAGUCGGCCAACAGCAGUAGCCAGCAGGGCUCUGGGGGCAGCAAGCCCACCAUGUCCUAUGCCAGCGCUUUACGGGCCCCUCCCAAGCCCAGGCCGCAGCCUGAGCAGGCCAAGAAGAGUAGCGACCCCCUGUCUCUAUUCCAGGAACUUAGCCUGGGGAGCUCAUCAGGCAGCAAUGGCUUUUACUCCUAUUUUAAAUAAUCACUUUUUUUUCCCUCAAGGGAGAAUGUUUUAAUUUCUGUUUGUAUCAGUAGAAUUAAGAUAGUUGGACUUCAUCUAUAGAUGCACAGUUCCCUUUGUUUUAAUAUUAAAUACGUUCUCACUUAAUUGCUUUGCUGCUAGACUUGCAACUAAUUUUUUAAAAGUAUAUUCCAUUAUUUUGCAUUUUUGACGUGAGUCUUUUGACAGCUUUUAUGUAGAAUAAAAAAUAUUUUUAAAUUUGUGUAUUGUUACAUAUGUUUGCAUCAAGCUAGCAGCUAAGAGGUUAAUUGUGCAACUAUAAAAAAAAA
This is a messenger RNA of Odobenus rosmarus divergens (Pacific walrus), 4719 nucleotides long. RefSeq names its product helicase with zinc finger (gene HELZ). NCBI's taxonomy places the organism in Eukaryota, Metazoa, Chordata, Mammalia, Carnivora, Odobenidae. The record is from RefSeq and is a predicted model, not a curated record. Gene Ontology annotation, molecular function: helicase activity. The transcript is spliced from 20 exons. Gene Ontology annotation, biological process: regulatory ncRNA-mediated post-transcriptional gene silencing. The annotation marks the transcript as partial. Gene Ontology annotation, cellular component: cytosol; P granule.